AACUACUCUCUGACAGGCGGUGCGAAUCGCCAACUUGCCAUCGCUCUCUUUUCUUUUGAACAUGACUCUCGCGUCUUUGUAUCGUUCGCCUGCAGUAUUUAGACACAUUCAGGCUGCACACUAACUCUUUAAAAGCCUAAUUGGAAGGAUUUUUUAAAACUUCUAUGUGAAAGAAACUUGUGGAGAAAUAGGGACAGGAGCAGCCUCCGCUGUGAGAAGGAAUUAUUUUUUUCUUGUCCCCCCCCUCUCCCCAAACAAUAACAGUGGAUGUUUGACAGUGCAGCCAGAUAGGGUCGAGUGUCUCCUCCUCCCCCUGCGCACCGCGGCUGUACCUGGCGAGAAGAUCUGGAUUAAGACUAAUGAACUGGGGGUAAAUAAUCUCCAAGGGACCGUUACACGGGGACGCAAACCGACUCUCUGUCUGGCUGUGGGAUUUUUUUUAUUUUCUACACUUCUUGAGGCUGAAGACGAUGUCCGUCCGGGGAUACUUUGUCGCUUUUUCCAAAUGCACACUUCUUCUCUCUCUGAGGAUUUUGCUUCUUGUGCCUGCAGGGUUGCCGGUCCGCAGCCAAGGGGACUCUCAGUCCGACAACAAAGUGAUGGACAACAUCACCGUCCGACAGGGAGAGACAGUCUUCCUCAGGUGUGCACAGGGGGACGUUGUCACACACACAGCAUGGCUAAACCGGUCAAGCAUACUGUAUGCUGGAGAAGACAAAUGGUCAGUGGAUCCCAGAGUGAGUCUGGUGACCCUUAAUCAAGAGGAGUUUACCAUCCAGAUUGAAAAUGUGGACAUGACAGAUGAGGGCCAAUACGUGUGUGCAGUCCAGACAAGCAGUCGACCGAGGACCACCUCAGUACACAUUCUCGUCCAAGUACCACCGAAAAUCAUCAACUUGUCAAGAGAUAUUGUGGUAAAUGAAGGUUCCAACGUUACCCUGAUGUGCCAAGCCAACGGUAAACCGGAGCCUUCCAUCAGCUGGAAACUCAUCUCCUCUUCAGGGGACCUGGCAUCAGACGACGAGUACCUGGAAAUCCCAUCCAUCUCCAGACAGAGAGCGGGGACGUACGAAUGCACGGCCGUCAACGAUAUCGACACAGAUGUGCAGACCAUUGAUGUCACUGUCAACUAUGCUCCAACUGUGUCAGAGGGCAGAGAUGUUGGAGUGACUCUGGGCCAAAGAGGAGUGCUGGAGUGUGAGGCCGAUGCAGUGCCUGAGGCAGACUUCGAGUGGUAUAAAGAUGACAGAAGGAUCUUUAAUGGAUUUGAUAGCAUGGAAAUUGUGAAUAGCGGCUCGUUGUCGAAGCUGAUGUUUUUUAAUGUGUCUGACAGCGAAUACGGCAACUACACAUGCGUCGCCAUCAACAAGCUUGGGAGCUCAAAUACAAGCUUCCUUCUGUAUGUGGUAAUUGAACCCACUAGCUCAACGCUAUUGCAAGGACCGAGAGCAGUUCAGGAUGGCAGCGGCGGCGCGAUGGGAGUGCACUCACACACCUGUCUCCUCUUCAUAGUGUUUCUGCCGUUCCUGCUCAGAUUUUGAAGAGGAAUGGAUUUGAACACAAAUAUUUUGUGUGUGUGUGAGUGUGUGUGUGUGUGUGUGUGUGUGUGUGAGUGAGUGUGUGUUCUUUUUUUUCUCAACCGGAACCAUAAACUGAUGCACAGUGAGUGCAUGAGGUAUCCUGCUAUGUAAUGAUGUUGACCCACUAAAUUACGUAACAAACGUUUCUGUUGGGUUUUUUUAGAUUUCAAGGAUGUAACAAAUGUUUCACAUUUUAAUUGAAUUAUGUUGGAUAUUUUUCUCUCUAAAUUAUAUUAUUCUGAUUGUCUCUUUCUAUGUAUGUCUCGGAAAAAAAUGAUUUUUUAAAUGUGGUGUCUCUUAUUCAAAUUGAUUUGUCAUAAUUUUUAACCACAUUGCAUAUUCAUCUCAACUCCAGGAAAAGGCAAAUUUACAGCAAGUAUGAGAGGUGAAUGUUAAAUACCUCAAAGUCAAACCGAGACAGUGAAGCAGAAGGAAUUUAGGUUACCCUUAGGCUGAAAGCCUGGUAUUAUCAUAUUUUAAUGUAUAAUAAUUAUCAUUCAGUCUGGUUGUUGAAAGUGGAUUUGUUAUCGACCUUCAAGUAUUUUUGUUCUCAGCAUUAUAGUGAUAUACUUGCAGUUGUAUUAUGCUAAUCUUUUAAUUUUAUUUUGUCAAUUAUGUUUAGUUUUAAAUAUUUUUGAGAAGGGAACAUAUUAAGUUGUAAUUAUUUAGAACAAUAUCAUGUUUUAUGUCUCUGUUGUCUUUUUUUUGUUUACCAGUACAGUUGUACACAAAAAUGGUGUCAAGAAUUAUUAUGUUAUAAUUAAGUAGUUAAACAUGGAGGGAAAGUGUACUCCACUUGUGUGGAGUCGAUGUCUGACUUAAGUAAUGACAAUGUAUUCAUGCUGUUGCUACUUGUUUGAGCAUUAUGCCAUUUCCACACGACAUAGUUAUUUGAGAAAAAUGUUCCUGUUCAUGUUCCAAACCAGCACUGGCAGGUUAGAGACCACUCAGUAAAAUCAUAACAUCAUAGAAAGUAUUUCACUUUUUGCAUGUAUUUAGACACCAGUAACCCAAAGACCUUAGCAGUUUAUACAGGACCAUACUUCAUAGAAUUUCCGUUUUCUAGUAUGAACACCAAACAAAACACAUUGACAGUUCCAUGAUAUUGUCUUUUCACAAAAAAGAGUUUAAUAUGGGUUAAACAUGGGGGUAAUUUGGAAGGAAUUCUAAAAUCAUAUACCUAAACAAAAAUACAGUAUGUGGUUUAUGGCUGUGAAAAGCUCUUAUUGCAAACAAAAGAAUUGCAAUCUUAACGUUUAGUAUGCGAGCCAAUUGACCCUUCCUAAGUCCCACCCCUUUAUUUUUUCUGUGCUCCAAUAACAGCAAGCCUAGGUCAGAACCCCGGUCAACUUUCUCCUUCGCUUCUACUUAGCUACUUAGAUAUGCUAUGUGCUAGGCUCAUCAAUGUCCAAAAGACAACCACAUUUUGAAUAUAUAUAUAUAUAUAUAUAUAUAGAGAGAGAGAGAGAGAGAGAGAGAGAGAGAGAGAGAGAGUCUACAAUAUAUCGCUUUUAUCUUUUAACCUCUUCAAAACUUGGAUGUCUUUUCAACAUAGAUUUUCUCUUUUACGUACAGGUCAGAGGUUCUGACGGAGGCUUGUCUAACUGUUACUGGAGCACCGAGCAAAAAAGGGUCAAUUGCAAUAACCAAGACUGAUCACAGGUCCGAGCAAAAAGGCUUCAACUGUUUCUUUUAUCUUGUCUAUAUAGCUUGAAUUAUCAGAAAAGGCAGGAUAUGUGCAAAAUUAAGAAAAUCAUAUCAAUGAGUUUUAUAAUGGAGAAAUAUGAGCGCACAUGAGUGCCACUGGCGUUUUGAGAGGUGGAGAACAGACGGCAGACCUCCGUUACCUUAUUUGGUUGUGAGCGUGAAGAAUUUAUGCAACAAUCAGAAACCUCUCACAAAACGGCAGCAAGAAUUAAAGUCAGUAAUUUAUCUCCUUUCACGUCUGUUGUGUUGGCAAAUUAUUCACACCAACUGCCAGACCUCACUCAGGUUCCCCCCAGCAGUGAAAAACAGUAUGUGACAGUGACAAAAAGCGAGAUUCGGUGUUAGGCCACUGGUUCUGUAAUGUGGAAGGGAGUUUUUAGGCAUCAUGCCUCUCUUGCAGAAUGCAACACUAUUUGCGUUUGUGGACGUGCAAACACAAGCAUCUAUUGACUGUUGGUUUUCUUGUGGGCAGUACUAAAGGAUUUGUAGAAUUCCAUUAACAGAACAUCAAACAGGAACAGUGAAUAUAAACAAAUUAGUGUGUUUCUGUGUAGUGGUGGGGCACUGAUUGACUGUGCUGUCAUGUAUGGUUAUUUUAAAAUUAAUGUGAGCUCAGUCAACACUGAGCAGGCCCAAAAGGAAACGAGUGACAGAACCGUUGAUGUUCUGUUCAAGUCCCUCUUUUCUUGUGUUAAGAGAUCUUUUUUCCCUGGCCUGGUCCAUCAUCCACACACAUCCACUCAUUUUUUCUUCAAACUCAGCCCCCUUUUGGCUCCUGGGGAUAAGAAGGUUUAAGCUCCUCAAUGUGAAAAAAGAGCCAAUAUCUAAAUCAAAACAGCAUGAAACAGAUAGGGCCAUUACUGAAAUUGAUCAGGGUAAUCAUCAGCGGAAUCUGACAGGCUAAUCACAGUUUGUUUUUACAGAUGAAACAGAGAGAGAGAGAGAGAGAGAGAGAGAGAAAGACUGAGACAGAUAGACACUGCAGACUAUUACUCAUCUCCAGCACAGUGGUGUUUAGAAAUUACAUGCUAAUUAUUCCUUCCUGGCUUGAAGGAUGGCACCACUGAUCUCACGUCUGUUUUACCCAGUCAUUGUGCCACAAGAAUAACUACAUUUGAGAUGAAGUUUAGUCAGAUCACCUCCCAAGGAGGUCUGUGCUGGGACCCCUUCAGAAGGGUCUGCAUGAAACUGUUGUAUGAUAUGUACGAACUAGCCUCAUUGCUUUGACUUCACUUGAAAGUUCGUAAAGAGGUCUAAUGUGAUGUGCUUAAAGCUGCAGUAGCUAAUUUCUAUAAGAAUAUUUUUUGCCAAACUUUCACUAUAUCCUGACAGUAGUACAUGAGACAGAUAAUCUGUUAAACAAUCAGGUUCCUCUGGCUCCUCCUUGUGCUCCUAAUGGCAUUUACAAGAAUCCACCGAAACCCAACCCAAAGUGUCUUUAUAUCUUUCUCGGCUCUGAUUGGUUGUUUUCAUUCAGGCCCGGUGGAUUCUUGUAAAUGCCAUUAGGAGCACUAGGAGGAGCCAGAGGAACCUGAUUGUUUCAUAGAUUAUCUGUCUCAUGGUCUACUGUCAGGAUAUAGUGAAAGUUUCAGCAAAUAUGACAAAAAGUUAUUUCUAUAAAUGUUACCUACUGCAGCUUUAAUAGUUUGUCUGGAAAUAUCAAAAACACUUACUUGACUUCUUCUCUUUCUCUCACACACAAACACACACACACACACCACAGAUUCUAGUGAGGUAAGACAGUUUAUUAUAUAUUUCUUUUGUAGAACGGCCAAGCACACAUUGUAAAAUCUGGGCCAUUUAUUUUAUUUUUACUACUUCUGAGCAGUUGUUCAGCAAUUUGCCCAAUUAUUUAACGGCAAUUACCACAAGUAAUAUUUAGGUCUGGUCAUGGAUGUGUUUGUAUGCACUGUAAUGAGGCUCAUUCACAGAAACCCUGACACGCCAUGCUGCUGUACCAUAUCACAGCACGCUACAGUUUUCUGAUAGGACAGUGCAGACAGCUGAAUAUUUGCAGUUUAUUGCUUUGUCCUUUAAUGAUUGUGAUUUUUUUAAAGUUAUGUCAAAUAUAUUAAAAUUUCUCAAGCUAAGCACACUAUUACUGAGGACAAAUCCAUGUAAGCACUUACCUUUAGAAUAUAGACAGACCUGUACAAACCAGCAGGGCUGCUGUCAAAAUAUACCAUGUAUCUCUAGAUGAAAUGAAAAUUUAUGUUUUUUUUUCCACAGAGGUAAGGAAGUGGUUGUAUAGCUGACUUCAUCUUAUAAUCCACCUAAUAAUAGCAAUGCCAUAUGGUCACUAUGGCAGCGAUUCAGAGUCGAGGCUGCACAGAGAAUCACAGACUUCAAACCAAAACUGUGCACAUUCAUAUCCCGACUUUAGAUGCAUCAUUUAGAGGAACCCUGCUAAUUGUCAAUAUCAAACGAGCAUGUUGUUUAUUAACUGAUGCCAUGAGACAAAAUGUUGUGAAGCACCAAGCUGAAGAAGCAACACAGCGGCAGAGAGCAGUCUGAUCUGUGAUCUGAGGAUGAGGUAUUCUGCCUUUUCAGUGGAGUGUAAAACAGUCAGCACCUGUCAGAUCGCUGCAGGAAAUCCCGCUAGAUCAUACUCCUAAAGUUCUGGCCUUGGUCUGAGCCACGUGCCGCGAACAGAAAAGUAUCAUUUUCAUUUCCUUGUUCUUAAAUCCCUGCUGCUCCUAACGUGUAACAAGAGAAGGCAUGUGGGGGAUGUGGACCUAUGCAGACUGCUUCUUUAAAGGCUUAAUUUGAAGUGUUUUCUGACCUGAGGCCUUUUUGUAGUACUUAGCACCAGUGUUCUCGAUUCAGUAUGGGCACUGGUAGCCUCAAGGUUAGACAAGCUGGCUUGCAGAGCAGUUAAAUAAACACAAUCACAUUACAUUUAGUGAGGCAGUGUGAUGUUGUGUUGCACAACACAGCUAUUUGCCAUGUUAUGGCUCAUUUAGUUGAGAAAACUUUAAUAAGCUCUCAGUUGGCCCUCAUAUUGCGCUGCUGUUAACUGGACCCAUCCUCCAUUGUAAAACUAAAGGGGAUAUAAGUCUCACCCAGUGUGAUGAUUGCAGCUAUUUGCUAAAUACAGUAACAUCCUGUUUAUGCAACCAGUCUCUUCAGGAGUGAAAUAAAGUUCAAAUUUGAACAUUGAUUGUUUUCUCCCCAUGCUGUACACUCCCAGCAGCUGCAUAUAACAUGCAUCAUGGUAAGGCAAACUGAACACAGCAGGAAUUGACAUACCUAUUUCAAUUGGAAAUAAACAACUUCCAUAAUUGAAAAUAAUUCACCAUCUCUCAGAUGAACAGUAGGCAGUCGUACUGCAGUUUCUUUCUGCAUGGCAUUAACAAAGGCCGCCUCUGUGCUGUCUUAUUAGAGCAAAUGCAAAUGCUCCAAACUCCCACCAAGCAUGACUUUUAAAAAGGAUAUGCAAGACACGCUGCAAGUCCCAUUCAAGCCAAACUUAUAAUGAUAAAACCUAGCAACCCGGGGAGAGGAUCUUAGAAAUACACUAGUAAAAUAUUUCUGAUCCACCCCUAAAGUUCAGCUAGGAAACUGCACUGAGAAGGCCUGAAUACACAUAACUUUUUUCCUGUUUCUGACUCCAGUCAGCCAAUUCUGAACCACAGCCCAUGAAGGCUUAUAUUUUGGCAGUAGCGCUGCAUAUUUAUGUUGAUAUGACCAAUUCCAUUGUCUGUUUGAAGACUGCACAAGGAUUGCAGGAAUCAUUCUCUCACUCAGCCCAAGCAAACAUGGGCCCGGGCUGAGGGGAAAGAACCACUAUGGGUGUAUUUCUUGGUCUCCAUAUGUGCAAGGCAAGAGAGCAGUCUUCAGAUGAAAAUUUGAUACCAUUUAAGAAAAAUGACUGAGCUUGUUUUGUACCUCCCACUAUUAAUUUUAGGUGUUUUGUGACAUUUGUGUGAUUUGCAUUGGAGUGUAGAAGAGAUCAUUUUUGAAUGUGAACUUUGGUUUGACAUGAGAAAUCAGACCUUUGUCUCAGCCACCAGGGGAUUAUCAUAGCAGACGCAUGAAGUAGUCUCAUGUACUGUUGGGAUUUAUUUUGGAUGAUUCACAUGAAUGAAAUUCUGCCCUUUGUCUGGCUACAAGUUCACAGGACUCUUCAGAUCGGAUUGUUCCCAAGUGGAGGGGGACAUCAUGCUAUUCCUUUCCCUGCAUUGUAAAGGAUUGUUGGUUCAUAUGUAUUUUCUUGAUGAAAAGUGUGUGCUCAUAUUUAAGACUGACAAUAAUAAAAUGUUGUAUCUUAA
Molecule: messenger RNA, 7558 nt
Organism: Dicentrarchus labrax (European seabass)
Lineage: Eukaryota; Metazoa; Chordata; Actinopteri; Moronidae
Gene: ntm
Product: neurotrimin
Exons: 8
Coding region: 471-1541 (356 amino acids)
Cellular component (GO): neuron projection
Source: RefSeq, a predicted model, not a curated record